Molecule: messenger RNA, 939 nt
Organism: Cyphellophora europaea CBS 101466
Lineage: Eukaryota; Fungi; Ascomycota; Eurotiomycetes; Chaetothyriales; Cyphellophoraceae
Exons: 1
Coding region: 1-939 (312 amino acids)
Source: RefSeq, a predicted model, not a curated record
AUGGGCUUCAAACUGCUUACGCCUCCUCUCAAAGAGAGACCUCGCGCCCGAGUACGGUCAAGUUCAAAAUGGGCAGACUUUCUUGUCGUACUCCGCGGCAACUUCUCCCUCACGACGCUCCUCCUCUUCGGCGCCGUCGCACAGACCCUCAUCCUCCUCAUCGUCCCCUACUGGUGGGCCCUCAUCUUCAGCGCCUCCAUCCUCCUCUACCGCGGCGGCCACACCCUCCUCAUCACGCUCAAACUGCUCCCCAACCCCUACCUCGCGGGCUCGCACGCCGAAUGGGCCAGCGCCCAACUCCCCAACAAAGACGGCGUCUUCUCCUCCACCCCGGCCUCGGAGCAAGUCGCCGUCCUGCACCUGGGCUCCAAAUACAAUCACCCCUUGGGCAUCUUCGCGCCGCACGCCGCCGCCCUCAACGACCACGCCUCCAACAUGUACCGCGCCCUCGACGCCGCCUCCAAGGCCCACAGCGGCUACCUCGGCGGCCAGGGCUGGCUGUCCUACGACGACCAGGGCGCCGCCGAGUACACAUUCGUCAGCUACUGGCGCAGCAUCGACGCCAUCCACGCCUUUGCGUACUCGCCCAGCCACCGUGCGGGGUGGGAGUGGUGGAACAGCGUGCCCAAAGACGAUAUCCGGCAUUUGGGCAUCAAUCAUGAGAUCUUCCUCGCGAGGCCGGGCGAGUGGGAGACCAUCUACCUCAAUCAUCAGCCGACUAUGCUGGCGGGGACGCAUAGUUGGGUCAGGGGUGAUAAGGAGAUGGGCGGCCAGGUGGAGGAUAGUUGGGUCACGAAUGUGGUCGAGGCCAAGGGCCGGUUGAGGACUAGUGCAGGGAGACUGGGCUGGCAGAAAGAGGCGUUGAGUGAGAAGCAUCGCUAUGUGCCAUUGGCGGCGGCGGGGGAGGCGGAUGAUGGGAGGGAUGUUAGGAGGACGUAA